Molecule: messenger RNA, 1575 nt
Organism: Emiliania huxleyi CCMP1516
Lineage: Eukaryota; Haptophyta; Isochrysidales; Noelaerhabdaceae
Exons: 2
Coding region: 1-1419 (472 amino acids)
Source: RefSeq, a predicted model, not a curated record
AUGGCUUGGAUCGCGUUGCUGGCAUUAGUCGGGAGUAGCGCCAAUAUCUCGGCGCGCGCAUUGGCUUCGUCCUCGGUCCCAGCGAUCGGUCCGGCGCCGGGGAUCAUGGGGCGGCACUCGGUGACGCUCUGGCGCCUCACGGGAGCUCACAGCGGGCUGUGCGCGAAACCACUUCGCAAGGCCACCCGCGACCCCACUUUGGACGGCGAGCGCACUUGCUCGGUUCCCAGCCUGAAAAAACUCCUUAGCAAGCAGUACCACGGCAAGACGUGCGGCACUGCCAAGCCGGGGCCCGGUGGCCGCUGUCCGAACGAGGAGUGCGCGAUGAGCAAGCCACCAGAGGAGCGCACCGAAGGGCCGUCGAAGAGCGCCGUCAAGACCGAGAACAGAUGGCGACCCAUCUGCCGCCGCGCCAAAGAGGGCCACAGCCAGUCGGCGCGCUGCCACAAGAGAGGCACGAUGCCGCCGCUGCGCGCGUGGGCGUUUGUCGGCUCGUGCCUUCGCGGCACCGGCGUGGCCAUGUUCGACUACGCCGACUACGGCGAGACGCUCCUCAAGCUGCCGGCGCCUCACUUCUUCUGCAUUUCCGGUCCAGGAGGGGGAGACGAGGACAAGUUCCGCGAGCGGUUCGGCAAGCACAAGGUGACGAUGCUCCCAGGUUGGCCGAGCACGCAGAGACUCGAUGAGCUGCUGCGCCCGCACAACGUCUCGCACGUUUACCUCCACAAGGCUGGCGGCAACGACGGCAUCGUUGCCCGGACGGCCGUCAACCUGGUCCACGCGGUAUUCACCGGCAAGCAUCCUCACGGCGAUCGCUACGCGCGGAUUUCGUCCUUCGUGUCGAACGGCGGCCACGUGCCCGUGGUGCCGUACCUCGUGCGGCCGCUGCCGUCCGGCAAGACGCACCGGCGUAAGGCGCUCCGCAUCGCGCCGACCACGACCGUCCUCUGCCGGUACGGCGGCUACGAGACGUUCGACAUCAAAUUCGCUCAGCUGGCGGUGGUAGAGGCGGUCAAACGGCGGGCCGACCUCGAGUUCCUUUUUGUCAACACGGCACCGUUCGCGCAGCACGAGCGAAUCCGCUUCCUGCCCAAAACUUCGACAGACGCGGCCAAGGCCGACUUCAUCCGCACCUGCGACGCGAUGCUUCACGCCCGCUCCGGCGGCGAGACGUUUGGCCUGGCGAUUGCCGAGUUUGCGAUGCUCGGCAAGCGCGUGAUAACGGCACGAGUGGCGCCGAGUGCGGUGCACAUACAGGAGCUGGGCGAGCGGGCUAUGCUCUUCCACAGCUACGACUCGCUGCUCGAGCUGCUGCUCGCCUUCGAUCGCAACGCGCACCUCGACCCCGAAUGGAACGGCUACGCCAAAUACCGGCCCGCGCACGUUAUGCGCAUCUUUUACGACGUCUUCCUCUCAUGAAGCACGAUGACUCAUUGCACGACGUACCCUUCCUCUCAUGAAGCACGAUGACUCAUUGCUGCCUGUGUUCGCCGAUGCCACAUCUUGGCGCCGUAUAUAGCGAGUAGCCCACCCCGACGUAUUUCUUUUUGUCGAAGAGCCCCUGGCGAGUUGUAG